Molecule: messenger RNA, 3811 nt
Organism: Ruditapes philippinarum (Manila clam)
Lineage: Eukaryota; Metazoa; Mollusca; Bivalvia; Venerida; Veneridae
Exons: 2
Coding region: 250-1971 (573 amino acids)
Biological process (GO): positive regulation of DNA-templated transcription
Cellular component (GO): chromatin; nucleoplasm
Molecular function (GO): zinc ion binding; ubiquitin-protein transferase activity
Source: RefSeq, a predicted model, not a curated record
UUUAUAACCAACAUUAAAGGGAGUUAAGCUUGAAAUAUUAUUAUGAGAGACAAUAUACAUUCAUUACAGGCCUUGAGUAAAUUGAGAACAGGCUAUCUAUAGACGUUAUCUAUGAAAGGAGGCGUACAUCCGAAGGUAACUUUGUUUCGUUACAUUUAAGAAAAGGAUAUAUAUCUUAUUAUUGAUAAACCUUAUUAAAAAUCUUUGAAGUUUAUCUGGAAAAUAGUGAUACCUAACAAUACAAAAGAAAUGGCGGUAUCAGGACGUAAACAAGUAGACUUGCUAGGAUCAGUAGCAGCAGGAUCAGAAGAAGACUUUGAUCACUGUUGUGACCCAUGCCUUACCACAGGUCAACGUAUAAAAGCCCAUGGAUUUUGCGGCACAUGUCAGGAAUACCUUUGUAGUACCUGCCUGGAUUGUCACAAAAAGGCAAAAAUUUCCCGGAAUCACAAUAUUCUAAGUAAAGAUGAAUUAGAUAAGUCCCAUACAAAGCAGCAAUCAUACAACGAAUGUACCGAAUUAUGUGCAGCUCAUAAAAAAGAAGUUAUAAAAUUUUAUUGCCCAUCCCACAAUGAGCUUGGAUGCAAUGAUUGCAUGACUUUAGGCCACCGAACGUGCAAAAUUGAGUACAUACCUGAUAAAUGCAGAGGCAUUGCAGAGGGCAAGGAAUUCGAUAACGUCAUGCAAAAACUCAGCGGAAAACUUAAAGAAGCAGAAAAAAUCUCUCGAAUGGCUAAAGAAAGAAGUAAUGAUAUAAAUAAAUGCAAUAAAGAAAUAAUCAAAGCAAUAACAGAAUUCCGAAAAGUAAUAAAUGACCGCCUUGAUCAGAUGCAACAAUAUGUUUCAACAACUGCUGAAGGCAUAAAGACAAAGAACAUUAAAAUCGUUCAGAAGGUCCUUGAAGAAUGUGCAAGUAUGAUUUCUGAUAUAAAAAGUCUGCAAUCAAAGCUAAAUGUAAGCAAAUCAAAUCAACAGCAUAGUCAACUCUUCAUUGACAUAAAAUGGGCUGAGUCUUCACUGAAAUCAAAUAAAUUAAAUGAUGCAGAAAAUUCUUUGAUAAAUACUAAUAUGCACUACUCAUUUGAGCGAAAUUCUGACCUUGAAUCAUUGUUAUCGAAAACAAGGGUCUUUGGUGAGAUUGUCAGUCAUUCUUGUUAUGAACCGCCGAAUGAGAUGAAAUCUGUUGAUUGUCUGAUUGUGAAAGGAGAUAUCAAUGUUAAAACUUCAUCGGAUAAAAUGACAUGUGAUAUCACAGGAUGUGCAGUUAUCAACACAAAUAAACUUGUUCUAGCUGACUACACCAACAAAAAGGUAAAAUUGGUAUCUAUAGAUAACAAACUUGUACAAAAAGAGAAAGCUCUAGACUCGAAACCAUUUGAUAUUGCUGUAAUGUGUCAGGAUCAGUUCGCUGUAACAAUGCCGAAUAUCAAAGAAAUAGUUGUGAUGACAACAGACAACAAGCUAUCAUGUGUCCGCAGUAUUAAAGUAGAUAGGUCAUGCUAUGGUAUAGACUAUAAUCGGGAUUGUCUUUAUGUUGCUUGUUUGUAUCCUUCUAGUGUGAUUGUACUGAAUACACAAGGUGAUAUCCUCAAUAAAAUCACUCUGAACUUUCUUACAUCUGAAUUUGUCCCGUAUAUUGCUGUGAGUAAGGAUUCCAGACUUCUGUUUAUCAGUGACCGUGUUAACAACAGUAUAGUGAGUGUAUCAUUACAAGGGACAGUUACAGCUACAUAUAAGCAUACAGAUCUUAGUGGACCACGAGGAAUGUUGAUGUUAGAUGACGGGUCAUUACUUGUCUGCUGUUCUGUUAAUGGAACUAUUCAUAAAGUCAACGGAGACUUGAAACAAGGAAAUAUAAUGUGUAAAGGUGUAACCAGCGCUCAGACAAUAUGCUACAGUGCCCACCAUGAUGAAGUUUAUGUUGGUUGUUUCGGUACAAGUCUGAAGGUUUUUGGCACAAAUGACAUUUAGAUACCGUUUGACUUCAAAAUCAAUGAUCACUGAUUGCUAUUCAUUGUUAAAUGCAAUUCAAAAUUAUAUAUUAUAUUAUAUUAUAUAUAUUUUAACUUUUUAACCUUAAAAUAUUUUCCAAUAAUUUAAUUUGUGAACUUAAUAUAAGUUGAUUGAAAUUUUGUUAAAAAAUAUAUUGAAAUGAAUAUUAAUUCAUUUUGCACAAAAUUACAAAUAAAGAUAACGUUUGACUUGAAAAUCAGUCACUGAUUGCUAUUUAUUGUUAAAUGCCAUUCAAAAUUAUUUAUAUUUUAACUUUUUAACUUUAAAAAUAUUUUCCAAUAUUUUAACUUGUGAACUUAAUAUAAGUUGAUUGAAAUUUUGUUAAAAAUAUACUGUAAUUAAUAUUUAUUCUUUUUGCUCAUAAUGACAAAUUUAGAUACCGUUUUUUUCUCUAUAUUCUAAUUUGUUAUCACCAAUAUGUGUCAGUUGAAAAUAUAUUAGAAACAACACUGAAUUUAAUGUUCAUGUUUUAGUCAUUCGUACAGCCUAUAUAGCGCUUACUUAACAUUAUUAUUCAAAGACAAUGAAUAGUAAACUGGUUGUAAGGUUUGCAUGAAAAAAUAACGUAGGAGUGGUGUGAUGUGAGGAUUUGGAAAUCAAUGAAUCACUUUGUGUAAGUGUGCACUCAGACAAAAUUUAUGCAUAUGUUGUAUUUUUAGCUGAAUAUGUAGAUGUUGUUUUUUUCGCAGUCCCAAAAAUUCGAAAUGCGAGCACAUAUACGACUACACUCGAUUUUGUCGUAAUUUCGUGUUGAGCAUUUUUGUGACAAAGUCGUUUAAACUACAAAUCAUGAAAGAUUUAUACUAGUUUCAUAACACUUUUCUUAUUUCUGGCUGCUAGGCAGUGGGGCUACUACGCAGCUUUAUAUAUUUUUUCAAGCCCGUAAAUAUAUUUGUAUGUCUAUAGUUUUUUUCUGAUACCCUGGACAAUUGAUUCUUAUACAUUUUAACCGCUUUUUGCAUAUCUAGUAUAUGUUACUAAAUGCUACUAGGAUGCUGGGCUAAAAUAAGUUUUGAAACCUGUUGAUAUUGCUAUGCCCGAUGUUGUGUCUAUCCGAAUUUACUUGUACCUUUAACUGUUUCAUAAGCGUUUGGUGAUCCAGAUCGACCACUUCGUUAUUAUUUCAUGUUUUAAGUAUAAUACUAAUUGUCACAGUAUAAUUAUCGUUCAUUUAACACAAUUGCAUGUUUUAAUAUUGAUAACAACCAUUGAUAUCACGCAAUUGUCCGUAUAUUUAUGUAAAAUCCAGUCCCAGGUAUAUUUGUUGUUGUUGCUGUAUGCUCCGUGUGACGUCACAAUCUAUUCACGUGAUACGAGGUACACAACAACACAAAACAGUUAUAGUAAAACCUCAGUCGAAGAUCGAGAGCUCGACCGGGUGGUCAGUUAGAAAAUGGAGUAAAUUAAUCUGAAUGGGUUACAUAAUUAGUUUUUAAAGAUAAAUAAGGUUUUACCAGUCAUUGAUCCAUAAUAGAAUAACUAAUCAUUGAAUACUAUAGAUAGAGACCCCUUGACCAGAUCGGGUCAAGAGUACUUAAUGUUACUGUUUUCUUAAGAAGACUAUCAGAUACUUGGAACUGGAUAUAUGAAUUAAAUCAUUAACUUUAUAAGUGAGAUUGACAUUAAAUUGAACCAGAAUUUGUUUAUUCUAAGUUGUUAUAUAAUAUUUCAGAAAAAACUGAAUUUGACCGAAUCCGGUCAAGGUAUAUUGAACAAUCUAUAUUUGUAUAUAAACUGUUUAAGUGUUUAAUUGCUAGUGGUCUGUUUGACCCAAUAUUAAAAUAGUGUGUAACUGGAA